ACACGCAACAAGACCAACCACACCGCAGCUCUCACAUCUUCGCCGGAACGGGGAUCGACAUCAGAGGACUCAGGCGCCUACCCAUUAACGACUACUAUAUUAUAUCUGUGACAUUAAGCACGAUUCCAGCAUGGCCGGCAUCAAGACCAUCAUCGGACUGUCCUUCGUCCUCGCGAUAGGCUUUCUUCUCGUCAUUCUCUCUGCCGCACUCUUCCACAACUACCUCACGCUCCUCGUUGUUGCGACCUACGUAAUCGCACCCCUACCCAACUGGCUUUGCAGCAGAGCAGCGAACCAUGAUAACUUUAUGGAGAGUUCUGGAAACGGUGUGGUCGACUUUGGAAGGUUCUUGACCGGCUUCUUCGUGGUUAUGGGUAUCGCACUCCCAACGCUCCUGUGGCAUUCGGCCGAAAUCGCAGGAGGUGCCGCAGCUAUGUCUAUCUUCGGCGGUCUGUUGAUUUACGCGACUAUCAUCAGCUUCACGCUGUUCUUCCAGGAGCAAGAGGACUUCUGACUAGCCGGCGGAACUCAGCAAUGAGGGACCGCAUACAUACUAUCCCCAAGCACAUGGCUUGGCGCCUCGGAAAGAAGUCGAGGUACUUUGGUAAUGAAGGAUACAUGCCUGAACGGAUGGACUGUUGCUACUACAUAUUUUUGUUACCUGUACAGUUUUUAUGAGCGUUCUUGUACGAGUAUGUUGGACAUAAUGCAUUGGUUGAGCCAAAAGAACUACGACGAGAAUGUAAAUGCGAACUCGUUAAUCAACCGGAUAUGAAACAUGACAAAGGCUAUUGAAUUAAUGGAAACUAGCAUCUCAAGCAUAUU
Bipolaris maydis ATCC 48331 is the source of this 825-nucleotide messenger RNA. RefSeq names its product vacuolar protein sorting 55. The record is from RefSeq and is a predicted model, not a curated record. Gene Ontology annotation, biological process: late endosome to vacuole transport via multivesicular body sorting pathway. Gene Ontology annotation, cellular component: Vps55/Vps68 complex; endosome. NCBI's taxonomy places the organism in Eukaryota, Fungi, Ascomycota, Dothideomycetes, Pleosporales, Pleosporaceae.